Messenger RNA from Pezoporus occidentalis (night parrot), 4638 nucleotides. RefSeq names its product PHD finger protein 13 (gene PHF13). Gene Ontology annotation, biological process: mitotic chromosome condensation. The transcript is spliced from 5 exons. Gene Ontology annotation, cellular component: nucleus. NCBI's taxonomy places the organism in Eukaryota, Metazoa, Chordata, Aves, Psittaciformes, Psittacidae. Gene Ontology annotation, molecular function: chromatin binding. The record is from RefSeq and is a predicted model, not a curated record. Bases 95 to 1015 code for a protein of 306 amino acids.
GCCGCCUCCCGCCGGUACCGAGCGGCUCGCGGGUGUCGGCGCUGCCCGGUUGCUGCCGCCGCCCUGGCCCCGCCUCCGCCGCCCGCGCCGGGACAUGGACUCCGACUCCUGCGCAUCCCCGUUCGCCCCGGAGGACUUCUCCCCCGCCGCCCGGCGGCGCCGAACCGUGGAGGACUUCAACAAGUUCUGCACCUUCGUCCUGGCCUACGCCGGGUACAUCCCGUACCCGCAGGAGGAAACGCCGCUGCGGAACAGCCCCAGCCCCCCCAACAGCACCGGAGGGACGAUUGACAGCGAUAGCUGGGAUCCCCGGUUCAAUGACAUCCCCUCCUCCGUGUCCCUGCCCGCGAAGAGCAGGAAGAACUUCAGUCAGCUGAAGCGAGCGAAACCCUACGGUUCCCUGUUCCAGCGGGCAAAACCCAGCAACUUCCUGCCCGAGCGAAAGCAAAUCGAUAAGAUCAGGAAGAAGAAGAAGCUGAAGAGGAGGGAAACGGAGGUGUCUGCAGAGGAGGACUACGAGGAGAAGCUGCUGGAGCUGGAGGCAGAGGACUCUUAUGUAGAGACGCCGAUGAGCCCCUCGUCCGAGGGCGAUGCGCCGUCGGCGGCCGAGCACUGCUCGGUGUGGGACUCUGACACCCCCUCCAGCGGGUCCUGCCCCGCCGGCGCGCCCGAGCCGGCCGUGCAGAUCCAGAGCGUGGGCAAGCGCACGGUCAUCCGGCAGGGCAAGCAGGUGGUGUUCCGGGACGAGGACGGCACCGGUGACGACGAGGACAUCAUGGUGGAUUCGGAUGACGACUCGUGGGACCUGGUCACUUGCUUCUGCAUGAAGCCCUUCGCGGGGCGGCCGAUGAUCGAGUGUAACGAGUGCCACACCUGGAUCCACCUCUCCUGCGCCAAAAUCCGCAAGUCCAACGUCCCCGAGGUCUACAUUUGCCAGAAGUGCCGGGACUCCAAGUUUGACAUUCGCCGUUCCAACCGCUCCCGGACGGGCUCGCGCCGGCGCUUUCUGGACUAAGGGGGUUUGGAUGGUGCCGGGGCCGGGGUGGGGGGGCUCCCCCGAACUGCUGCUGCUCAGGCUGAGGGGCCGCCCGCCGGCCCGCGGUGACCGGGAUGAGGAGAGGCCGAGUGGUCACAACUGCUGCUAGAUACGGAUUAGCUCAAGGACAGACCAAGCGGGGGUUUGCCCGCUUACAACCAUGGAUUGGGUGAUGGGGGAAUGUAUGAUCCCUUUGCCACGUACGUUUUCUCAUCCCAUCGGGAGACUGCAAACCUCCUCUGUGCUCUCCAAAGAGAGGGGGAAGAGGAGGGAGUCUGUGUGAAGAGUCUGAAAAGUAAAUGGCCAUGUGUUUUAAUUUCAGUGUAAUAUUAUCCCUGCCCGUUUGUCUGUACGUAUCAGUCUCAGAUAUUCUAAGGCUCUGUAGGGGUGUUGAUGUGUCCCAAUCUGCUGCCUCCUCCCCAGGCUCAGAGGGGAGUUCUGGGAUUUGGCAUCAUCCGAGUGAGAAUGGGACUUUGUCCUGCACCGGGGGCCGACAAGUUGUAAGGAAGAGAGCAGCCCUGUUCCAUUUGGGGUCAGCAGCAUCCGGUUCCUCCCUAGAAGGUCUCUUCUGAUGGUGCUUUCUCAUGACUUUGUUUUGCAUGAUCAGCCUGAUGUAAGGGGGAGGCUGUUUCCUCCGUUCCCUGGCCCUUUGUUAAACUCUUAAGGUGCUGUUUUAGGGCAACGAUGACUCUCCUCUUCCUCAGCCCAGAAUUCAAACAUGGACUGCAAAAGGGGCUGUAGUAAACCUAGAACCUGGCAGGUCUGCUCUGGGACUCGAUCCUUUCCAUCCGAGUACUGCAGCUGAGCUGACUUUUGUUUUCACGUGUUUUGGAGACUGGAUUUGUAAUCAAAACCCCUCAAAUCUUUAACCUAUCGGUUGCAAACGAUGCAGAUAAAAGCAGACGCGGCCCUGCAGGUAGCAAGGUGAAGUGCAAUGAAGAUCCAGCCGGUGUGGGGGAGUCCAGGAGAGUGCUGAGGCCCUUGACAGGACUUCCUGGGGAUUCCCAAGGGAAUCCUGUCGUGGAAUGUGAUGGGAGUCAGGCCUGUACAUGAGGCCAAGAUGGCAGCGCCGUUCCUCUAUGACCAGCAGUGUGUAUUGAGCAGGGGUCUCGCCAGCACAGAGCCAGGUUCCCUCCUCUGAUGCCUGCCACAGAGCUGUGGGCAGAGCAGCACCGCAGUGCCCUGGGGCCAUGCCGUAUGGGGUGCCAAAGGUCUGACAGCCUGGGGCAGAACAGGAACUGCACCAUGCCCAGCUGCUUCUGACCUGCUUCUACGUCCAAACUCUGUUCCACCAAGCUGCACCGACUGCCUCUGGGUUCUGAAACCAGCUCCUGUGAGACCUUAUGACCGUGGUGUGGUGUCCUUGAGAAGCUGCACGGAACCACUGAGGAGUUUGCCAAAGACUUGCCCCCGACUGCUCUUUCCAGCCCGCAAAAUAACCAAAGUUCUCAAAUGCUGCGGUUUCACUCUGCCAACAGAAAGGCUUCGGGCGAUGCCGGUCGCGAGCUGCACGAGGGUCAGACCUGCUCUGAAAGUUGCCAUCCCUGUGUUUACAGCGUGUCUGCAGCUCAGCCGGACCUCGGCGGAACGGGUUCCUGGAGCUCUGACAGGAGAAGUGGCGAACUGCCCAGAGAACUGGCUCUUUUCCCCUGAGGUUCGAUACUAAUCAAUGUGACUGACUCUUGUUCUGUUACCUUUCCAGAUUUAUCCCCUUGGAUGGUGUCUGACAAGUCCAGCACGUUACAAUAUCAGCAGAGAGAAACAAACAAGACUCUGCUGUUAUGAUUUACCGGUGCGUGGAGCAGUUGUGCCGGGUGGCUGCAGGACGUGAUGCCUCCAGCGCUCCUCCCUGAGCGGUACACAGAGCCAGGUAGGGAUGGGAAGUGCUGCAGACACCUCUCAUGUACUGAUGGGUGUCCCCACCCCUCCUUGCACAGGCUCUGUUACAAGGUAGAUUGUGGGAGCGACAGCCCCCGGUCCUGCUGUGGGGUUGGCACUGAGGCCCCCAACCCACCCAAGGGGUACCGGUGCCACCUCAGCUCAUGUACAUGCUCAGCCAGCCAUGCUCAGAGCAGCAGCCUUAGACCAUGGCAAGGGUAAAAGAUGGCUCGACCCUUUAGACAUGGCACUGGAUCAUAGUAGAAGCCAAUCUCUGGUUGGUUAUAGCUUCUAUUUUCAUUCCAGCUGUAAUUUUGGGCUAAACAGAGGCCCCAGAGGAGCUGCAGCUGUAAAAUGGCAGCUUCUCAGAGAGCAGAAAUGGUGGUAGUGAAAGCAGUGGUUGCUGUUCUUAGAGUCGCUUUCAAACUGUGCACUGGUAGGAAAUGAGGGGAGGAGGAGGUAGCCGGAGUGUGUUCAGCAGGAGAGACCAACCCCAGACCUGGCACCGAGGAGGAGAUGGGCAGGAUGGGGCACAGACUCCACGCAUUAGCACAGCUCAGCGGCGCUCGACGGCUACAAACACUGUGAGGAGGGCUUGAAGUGCUGCAGAAAACCUGCUGCAGCAGCUUCACGGGUGGGGAACGGCACUCAUGGUACCUGAACGGAGGGGAAAAGCAAGAGCUGAAUCCUUGGGGGUGAUCUGGCAGGACAAAACAAGCUACAUCUCAUCAUGUUCAGCAGGGCACGGGGGAAGGCUCCUGUUGGUAUUGUGAGGGAUUUUACUUUAACAAGAGCUGUAAAUUCAGGUGUUCAAAGUACAAAGUUAAGGUUCAUCUGUCACUUGCACAGAGGCUCUGGCUGAAAAGAUGAGCAUGUGUUCCCUGCCCCUUGUUCAGGUACCUGAAGCAGUUCUGGCUCUGUUACAGACGGAUGUGCCACCUCCCUUUCUAUGGCAUCCUGCAGUUUGUGCUUCUCUAUUACAGGACAUAAUGGCUGGAGCAGGAACAACGUGCUCUGCCCCUCAGAAAUGUUAAUUUUCAAGUGUAGAAACACCAUGGGGCAUCUCAAGUACCAAAGCAGCUUUCAGAAUCACAAUGCUGGCUCUCUACAUUUUAAUGCAGACUCUGCAAGCAGACACUUGUAACAGCAGAAACUACCUCAGGAAGCUGUCAGAAACAGGGACAAUUGUUUUAUUGUGCAAACCUUUUUCAUGAGAACCCUCCCCACUGUCCUUGCUGUGAUAGACACAGGGCCAGGCUGAGAUUCCUCUUUGUAAUUAGCAGUAAAUGUGUUGUUGCUAUUUUGCACUUGCUUACACAAAACACAACUCUCAGUCCUCCUCCUGGGAGUACUGUGCCAUGUCCUAGUCACUACAGGCUGGCUCUUACUCUUGGCCACAGACUUCAUGCAGUGACAGGACAUGAAAGAGGAAUUUCUCAUUCCAGUUCAGCUGUUGCACAUGCAAGCCAUCAGAGAGGUCCAUCAGCAGGACGUGACAAGGGUGCUACAGAACUCACAACCCUCACCUCUCAGGACUUGGUUUUCAAGAGCAUCCUCCAGAUGCAAAGGGAAUGUGGGCUACUUUUCAGCUGAGUAUAAUUUAUUGCACAUUUUACAUUUGAUUUCAGAUGAACAGAACACUGGUGGCAAGCAAAAUAAAGUCCUGCACCAGGAGCUGGUCACAACUGAAGAGUUUUGUUCUUAAUAAAAACACCUGAACACCC